CCCGGCGUGCCCCGCACUCGCCGCUGCCCGCCCGCCCCUCCCUCUCCUACCAGUGCCACAGAGCCGGAGUCCGAGCCGCCGCCGCAGCCACAGCCGCGGGCACUAUGGCUUCUGGAGUUACAGUGAAUGAUGAAGUCAUCAAAGUUUUUAAUGAUAUGAAAGUAAGGAAAUCUUCUACACAAGAGGAGAUCAAAAAAAGAAAGAAAGCCGUUCUCUUCUGUUUAAGCGAUGACAAAAGACAAAUAAUUGUAGAAGAAGCAAAGCAGAUCUUGGUGGGUGACAUUGGUGAUACUGUAGAGGACCCCUACACAUCUUUUGUGAAGUUGCUACCUCUGAAUGAUUGCCGAUAUGCUUUGUACGAUGCCACAUACGAAACAAAAGAGUCUAAGAAAGAAGACCUAGUAUUUAUAUUCUGGGCUCCUGAAAGUGCACCUUUAAAAAGCAAGAUGAUUUAUGCUAGCUCUAAAGAUGCCAUUAAAAAGAAAUUUACAGGUAUUAAACAUGAGUGGCAAGUAAAUGGCUUGGAUGAUAUAAAGGACCGUUCAACACUUGGAGAGAAAUUGGGAGGCAACGUAGUAGUUUCACUUGAAGGAAAACCCUUAUAAAAUGACAGUCAAGUGCCAUCUGGAUCUUAAGGAGCUUCCAUUUCUCCAGCUCAAUCAAUUGAAAUAGUAUUAGGUGUUUUGUUUUGUUUUGUUUUUUCUUUCUCUUCCCACUGGGUCCUUCCAAUACAGUGAAUGAAGGAAAUACCAUUCAUGUAAGCAACCUAUCAGUGAUUGCCAUUAGACUGUUUAAUACUGUUACUUUAAUGUAGAAUCCAAGGAAUGCCUUCCCAUCAUAUUUUAGCCAAAAUAACUGGUUAUGUGCCUCCCUUGCAGCAAGCACUACAAUGAAAGUGAUUGUCAAUGUGAAUAGUUAGAAUACUGCAAAGGGUAAGCUGAUUGGAUGCCUUGAAAGUAUUAUCCACUGGUCAGAUGGUAAACUUUAUUCAGUAUUAUUAUUUAUAGUUGCACUUGAUUGCAGUUCUGUGAGGCUCAAGCAUUCAUACACCUCACCUGCCUUGGCAAGCCUAUUUUUGUGACAUGGCAGCACAGAUACAACACUAUGCAUUGAAAGCACUUUUUUUGUAAUGAGUUUAACCUCCCACCGCUCCCCCAAAAGGAAUGCCAAUUAAGUUUUGUUAACUGUGUCAUCCACUUAUCCUAGUACCUCAGUAUUCAUUCCUGUUACCUGCAUAUCUUAAAAGAAAUAGCUGUUACUAAUGCCUCUUCAUUUUCCAUUGAGUGUACACUACUGAAUAAGUGUAGGAGUUUAUGUUUACCAUGUAAGUUUUGCAACACUAAAAGUAUUUUGAAUAUCGGUCAUGAUGGCAAUUUCUGUAUAAAAGAGCCUUAAAUGGAACAUUGUUUUUGAGAUCAAACCCCACCCUCACAAUAAUGGCCACGUUGCAAUAAAAAUUGUGGCAUAUUA
This is a messenger RNA of Neogale vison (American mink), 1470 nucleotides long. It is a transcript of the gene CFL2, whose product is annotated as cofilin 2. NCBI's taxonomy places the organism in Eukaryota, Metazoa, Chordata, Mammalia, Carnivora, Mustelidae. Gene Ontology annotation, cellular component: actin cytoskeleton; actin cortical patch; cytoplasm. The record is from RefSeq and is a predicted model, not a curated record. The coding region runs from base 105 to 605 and encodes 166 amino acids. Gene Ontology annotation, molecular function: actin filament binding. Gene Ontology annotation, biological process: cell motility; actin filament severing; actin filament fragmentation. The transcript is spliced from 4 exons.